AUGGCUGCUAACUUUGAACCUUUUAAAGAUUUGAAGCUUUUGCCCAUGAUUGUUUUUCGGGAUUGUGCUGAAGUUUAUAGCUUAAAUGCUUCACAAUCUUUGUCACAGGGGCAAACUCUUGUUUCCCCUGGUCAGGUUUUCGAGUUGGGAUUCUUCAUUCCUAAUGGUUCUGAUUAUCAGUAUGUGGGGUUGUGGCACAAGAACAUAACUCCACGUAAAGUUGUAUGGGUGGCCAACAGAGGAAAGCCUCUUGCAGUUGCAGACACCUUGGCUAGUUUGAGAAUCGGCAGCAAUGGUAAUCUAGAGCUUGUUGAUGGAAAACUGAGUUCUGCGUGGUCAACUAAUAUUUCAGGGUCAUCUAAUAGCUCAACUGCAGUUCUUUUAGACACUGGAAACUUUGUUGUUCAGGAUGAUAAGGGAGCUGGAUUAUGGGAGAGUUUUGACUACCCUUGUGACACAAUCCUACCAAGCCAGCUGCUUGGAUUCAAUAGUAAAUCAGGAAAGAGGAACUUCUUGACUUCCUGGAAGAGUGAGAGUGAUCCAUCGAUUGGAAUAUAUUUGGUUGGACUUACCCCCGAGACGCCAUCACAAGUGAUUGUUUGGAUUAAUGGAUCAACUCCUCAUUGGAGAAGUGGACCGUGGGAUAAAUCAAAGUUCAUUGGAAUACCGGAUAUGGAUGAUCGAUAUCAAAGUGGAUUCAGUCUAGAUGAUAAUGUGAUACAGGGAACAAAGUAUUUCUCAUAUAGUUUGUCUGACAGUGGUGCCUCAUAUUUAGCCAUUUCCUCACAAGGGAUAUCAAACCUUAGGCUUUCGGAUAGUGGCAAUAAGUGGUAUCUUAACUGGGAGGCACCAAGUAAUCCAUGUGACAGUUAUGGAACAUGUGGACCUUUUGGGGUUUGCAAGGCUUCUGAGUCUCAUACCUGCAAGUGUUUGAAAGGGUUUGUGCCAAAGUCAAAUGAGGAAUGGAGCAAAGGAAACUGGACAGGAGGGUGUGUAAGGCGAACCAAUUUGUUUUGUGAGACUAAAUCUAGCAAUGAUGGCUUCUGGAAGAUGGUGAGAGUGAAAGUACCAGAUUCUCAUGAAUUUGUUGUCACAUCUUUGGAUGCUGAAAACUCGUCUGAUGAUUGCAAGAUACGGUGCCUGAAAAAUUGUUCUUGCCUUGCUUAUGCAUUUGUUAGUAACAUAGGUUGUUUGGUCUGGUCCAAAGACCUUCUUGAUAUACAGGAAUUUUCCAAUGGCGGACAAGAUCUUUAUAUUCGCAUCGCACACUCUGAAAUAGGUAAAGGAAAGCCGAUAAAGUUAGUUGCCAGCCUUGCAGCCAUCUGUUGUGCCAUUAUCUUGGUUGCCAUAGUGUUCAUUUGUCACAGGUUCCGAAAUAAGCACAAGGAUUUAGGACACGUUGAAUUAACACCACAGCAUGAAUUGACUGAUACAAUUCAGACUUCCAGAAAUGUUCUUCGAGAAUAUAUAGGAAAGCAUGAUCUUUCAGAGCUGCUGAUGUUUGAUUUUGAUACCAUAGUUAUUGCUACCAACAAUUUUAGUAUUACAAACAAACUUGGGCAGGGAGGCUUUGGUCCAGUCUAUAAGGGUAUGCUACUAGAAGGAAAGGAAAUUGCUGUGAAAAGACUAUCUAGUAGCUCUGGACAAGGCAUUGAAGAGUUCAAGAAUGAAAUGUUGUUGAACUCCAAUCUUCAACACAAAAAUCUUCUUAGAAUCAUGGAUCCAACCAGAAGAGCAAUGCUUGACUGGAAUAGCCGAUUCAAUAUUAUCCAAGGUGUUGCUAAGGGGCUACUCUACCUCCAUCAUGAUUCCUGUUUGAAGGUGAUUCAUAGAGAUCUGAAAGUCAGCAACAUUCUCCUGGAUGAGAAAAUGAACCCAAAAAUUUCAGACUUCAGACUGGCACGAAUAGUUCAAGGGACACAGAAUCUAGAAAAUACUCAGAAAGUUGUGGGAACACGUGGAUAUAUGUCUCCGGAGUAUGCCAUGGGCGGGAUAUUUUCUGAAAAAUCUGAUGUCUACAGCUUUGGAGUCUUGAUAUUGGAGAUAAUUAGCAGCAAGAAGAAUACAAGCUUCUAUGUCCAAGACCAACAGCUAGGAUUUCUAGCCUAUGCAUGGCAGUUAUGGAAUGAAGGCAUGGGGUUGGAAUUGUUAGAUAAAGUACUGAGUGAUUCAUAUUCUUCAUCAGAAGUAAUGAGAUGCGUUCAUGUUGGGUUACUUUGUGUACAAGAUAAGGCCGCAGAUAGGCCAACCAUGCCCGAUGUAGUUUUGAUGCUAAAUAGUGACAAAGAUGGUCCAGAACCCAAGCAACCGGUAUUCACUAUCCAAAACUUUCAUCCUCAAUCACAGCAUGAAAAUACUUCCUCCACAAAUGAAGCUUCUAUAACAGUGAUUGAAGGACGCUUGCAUACAUCACAAUAUUGUGCUGAAGUUUAUAACAUAACUUCUUCACAACCAUUAGCACAGGGACAAGUACUUGUCUCCCCUGGUCACCUUUUCGAAUUGGGCUUCUUCGAUGGUAACAAGUAUGUGGGGAUAUGGCACAAAGAUAUAUCUCCUAUUAAAGUUCUAUGGGUGGCUAACAGAGAAAAUCCUGUUACAGACACCUUGUCGAGUUUGAGAAUCAGUAGCAAUGGGAAUCUGGAGCUUGUAGAUGGAAAACAAACGCUGGUCUGGUCAACUAAUAUUACUACUCAGGUGUCUUCAUCUAAUAGUAGUACUUCAGCAUCUGCCCUUCUCUUAGAAAGUGGAAAUUUAGUUGUGAAAAACAGUAUGGGAGAUAUUGUGUGGCAAAGCUUUGAUUAUCCAAGUGACACAAUCCUUCCAAGCAUGUUGGUUGGAUUUGAUAGCAAAUCUGGAAAGAAAAGGUUCUUGACUUCCUGGAAAGGUGAUAAUGAUCCAUCAGCCGGAAUGUUCUUGGUUCGACUUGAAUCACAGACGCCAACACAAGUGUUCAUCUGGAAUGGAUCAACUCCAUAUUGGAGAAGUGGUCCAUGGGAUAGAACAAAGUUCAUUGGCAUGCCAGAAAUGGAUCAUCAAUAUCAAAGUGGAUUUAAGCUUGAUGAUGAUCCAAUACAGGGAACAAAGUAUUUCUCUUAUACUUUAUUUGACAACACUAUCUCAUAUUUCGGUAUCUCUUCCAAAGGAUUACUGAACUUUAUGCUUUCAGAAAAUGGCUCCAAUUGGGAUCGUAACUGGGGGGCACCUGAUAAGCCAUGCGACAGAUAUGGAGUUUGUGGACCUUUUGGGGUUUGCACAACUUCUGAGUCUCCAAUGUGCAAGUGUUUGGAAAACUUUGUACCCAGGUCAGAUGAGGAAUGGAGCAAACAAAACUGGACAAGAGGGUGUGUGAGGCAGACCGAAUUGUUCUGUGACAGUAACACAAAUAAGUCAGUCUCAUCCAGAGGAAGUGAUGAUGGUUUUCAGAAGACGGCUUAUGCAUUUGUUAACAAUAUAGGGUGUUUGGUCUGGUCCAAAGACCUGAUUGACAUGCAGGAGUUUUCCUCUGGAGGAACAGAUGUUUUCAUUCGCCUAGCAAACGAAGACCUAGGUGAAAGAAAGCAGAUAAAAUUAAUUGCCAGCCUCACAGCUAUUUGUUUUAUCAUUAUAUUGGGUUCAAUUGUGUUCGGUUGGCACAGAUUGCAAAGGAACAAAAAGGGAAAACUGAAAGCAAAAAUGAACUACUCUGGGUUGACUGGUACACCUAUGACCUCCAUGGACCCUCUUCAAGAGUAUAUAAGAGAGCAUGAUCAGUCGGAGCUGUUCAUCUAUGAUUUUGAGUGCAUAUUAAUUGCUACAAACACUUUCAGUGACACAAACAAACUUGGUGAAGGAGGAUUUGGCCCAGUCUAUAAGGGUAAGCUGCAAGAUGGGAAAGAAAUAGCAGUAAAAAGAUUGUCUAGGAACUCCGGGCAAGGCAUUGAAGAGUUCAAGAAUGAGAUGCUGUUGAUCUCCAAACUCCAACAUAAAAAUCUUGUUAAAAUCUUGGGUUGCUGCGUCAAAGAGGAUGAGAAGUUGCUGAUUUAUGAGUUCAUGCCAAACAAAAGCUUGGAUUCUUUUCUAUUCGAUCCAACAAAACGACCACUUCUUGAUUGGGCCAGACGCUUCAAUAUAAUUCGAGGUGUUGCAAGAGGACUUCUUUAUCUUCAUCAUGAUUCCUGUUUGAAGGUAAUACAUAGAGAUUUGAAGGUCAGCAACAUUCUCUUGGAUGAGAAAAUGGAUCCAAAAAUUUCAGAUUUUGGGUUAGCACGCAUAGUUGAAGGGGCACAGAAUCUAGUGAAUACUCACAAGGUUGUGGGAACACUUGGCUACAUAUCUCCAGAGUAUGCCAUGGGCGGGAUAUUUUCCGAAAAAUCUGAUGUUUACAGCUUUGGGGUCUUGCUGUUGGAGAUUAUUAGUGGCAGGAAGAAUACCAGCUUCUAUUACAAGGAACAACAGCUUCGAUUCCUACCUUAUGCAUGGCACUUAUGGAGCGAAGGCAGGGGACUGGACUUAGCAGAUGAAGAUUUGAAUUGUUCAUUUUCCUGUUCAGAAUUGUUGAGAUGCCUGCAUAUUGGGCUUCUUUGUGUGCAGGACAAUGCUGCAGAUAGACCAACCAUGCCGGAUGUAGUUUUCAUGCUAAGUAGUGUUACAAUUGGUCCACUACCCAAGAAGCCUAUAUUUACUUUCCAAAGCCCAGUCUGUGAUCCCCAACCACAGUAUAUAAAUGCUUUCUCUGCAAAUGGAGCUACCAUGUCAGUGAUCGAAGGACGAUAG
Molecule: messenger RNA, 4752 nt
Organism: Fragaria vesca subsp. vesca
Lineage: Eukaryota; Viridiplantae; Streptophyta; Magnoliopsida; Rosales; Rosaceae
Exons: 16
Coding region: 1-4752 (1583 amino acids)
Biological process (GO): recognition of pollen; protein phosphorylation
Molecular function (GO): ATP binding; protein serine/threonine kinase activity
Source: RefSeq, a predicted model, not a curated record